AUGAAGAAAUCACCUCUACUGCCACCACCACCACUCCUUCUCAACCUCCUCCUCAUCGCCGCCGUCCUCCGCCACCCCGCCGCCGGAUCCGCCACACACUUCCCCAAAGAAGCCCUCCCCACCAAAUCCGGCUACUUAACAGUCGACCCCGCCACCGGCUCCGCCAUUUUCUACACUUACUACGAAGCACAAAAUCCUCACAACCCUAAAACCCCAAUCCUCAUCUGGCUGCAAGGCGGGCCGGGCUGCUCAUCCAUGCUGGCCAACUUCUACGAGCUCGGCCCGUGGCUGAUUAACUCAGAAACCCUCACCCUCGACCCCAAUCCAGGUUCUUGGAACACAAAAUUCGGCUUGCUCUUUCUCGAUAACCCAAUCGGCUCCGGAUUUAGCAUAGCCCCUUCAUUUCAAGAAAUACCCAGAAACCAGCUUGACGUGGCCCAACAUCUCUUCACAGCAAUCAAAAAGUUCAUCUCCUUAGAUUCAUCAUUCAAGACUCGACCUUUAUACAUAACCGGCGAAAGCUACGCCGGAAAAUAUGUCCCGGGACUCGGAUACUUCAUUCUGAAGACAAAUCCAUCCUUGCCGCCUGAAGAAAGGGUGACAUUAGCUGGUUUGGCCAUUGGGAAUGGAUUGACCGACCCUGAAACCCAAGUCGCAACUCACGCCGAAAAUGCCUACAAUUUGGGCCUGAUAAACGAUAAGCAGAAGGCCCUUUUGGAGAGAAUCCAAUUCGAGACAAUUGGGCUCGUGAAAAACGAAAAAUGGGGGGAGGCCACGGAUUCAAGAAGCCGGGUUUUGAAGACACUGCAGAAUAUGACUGGCUUGGCAACUUUAUAUGAUUUCAGGAGGCUGAUACCUUACCAAGAUGAUGUGGUGGCUAAGUUUUUAAACAAUGUCGAAAUCAAAAAGGCGUUGGGAGUGAAUGAGUCCUUAGUGUUUGAGUUAUGCAGCGAUUUAGUGGACAAGGCUUUGAAAGAGGACGUGAUGAAGAGCGUGAAGUAUAUGAUGGAGUUCCUUGUGAAGAACACGAGGGUUUUGUUGUAUCAAGGGCAAUGUGACUUAAGAGAUGGUGUGGUCUCGACUUUGGCUUGGGUGAAAAAAAUGAAGUGGGAUGGGAUUCAUGAGUUUCUCGAGGCGGAUAGGAAGGUUUGGAGGGUUGAUGGGAAGUUAGCUGGUUAUGUGCAGAGAUGGAAGAAUUUGAGUCAUGCUGUGGUGAUGAAUGCUGGCCAUCUUGUCCCGACUGAUCAGCCUAUUAAUUCGCGGGUUAUGAUCGAGGAUUGGGUUUUGGGUAAAGGGUUGUUUGGCGAAGNUGGGAGAGUGUUAUUGUGA
Molecule: messenger RNA, 1329 nt
Organism: Striga asiatica
Lineage: Eukaryota; Viridiplantae; Streptophyta; Magnoliopsida; Lamiales; Orobanchaceae
Source: the annotation of a GenBank genome assembly